AUGUAUGAAGGAGGAGAAGAAGAGGCAUCGCUGGUCGUGCAAGGAAUGACUUGCUCCGCUUGUACUAAUGCCAUCUUGACUCAGUUGAAGAAUUUGGCAGGUGUUAAAGAUUGUAAUGUUUCGUUGGUCACUGGUGAAUGUCAUGUCCUAUUCAAAGCGGAUGAAAAUGGGACUAAUGUUGAGACCAUUAAGGAGACUAUAGAAGAUUGCGGGUUUGGUUGUCAAAUCGUUUGGUCUCGUCCGGUUAUUAAGCAUACAGUCUCUGAUAAUAAUAUGUUAGAAAAAAAAGGGUAUAUUGCAGUCAAAGGUAUGACUUGUUCCGCAUGUGUGAAUGCUAUAACGCAGCAAGUGUCUCAGAUUAAAGGCGUUGAGAAAUGUGAAGUUUCGCUCAUGAUGAGUAAUUGUGAAGUUAUAUAUGAUGAUAAUAAGAUCUCCAUAGAUACGAUUGCCGAAACCAUUGAAGAUUGCGGAUUUGAUGCCAUGAUCUUGAAUUCAUGUGAUUAUGUUAAAAAAAAUGAUAAAGAUAGCAACGAUUCUUCUAAUCCAAUAAAAAAUGUCACUUUAACUAUCUUGGCACCAGCUAAUAAUGAUAUAGAAACUUUCAUUUCCACUUCUACUUCCACUUCCACAUCUACUUCUACUUCAACCUCUACUUCAAGAUCCAGUAGCAUACAAAGUUCAGAAUUUGAUUCAGAAAAGUUUAAAGCUCUGGAAAAUAAAGAAAUUCAAGGUAUUAUAUCCACUGAUUUAACAAAUUUACAAAUUGGUUCUAUUUCCAUUCAAUAUGAUGAAAGGAAAAUUGGUACUCGUGACAUACUUGCACAUAUCAAAGAAAUGGGUUACGAAGUAUCAUUGGAUUCAUUAGAAUUAGAUACAGCCAUUCAGAUUGAAUUAUUAACUAAAGGUUAUGAAAUUAGUUUUUGGAAAUCAAAUUGUAUUAAAGCUUGUAUAGCUGCUAUAUUCACCAUGAUUUUAUAUAUGGGGAUCCCCAUGGCUUUCCCCAUAGUAAUGUCUAAUCAUAUUUUCCCUUAUAAGGAGACAUCGUUUAUUAAAGGAUUAUUCUAUAGGGAUAUUAUUGGGUUUAUUAUAACCACCUAUGUUCUUGUUCGUUUGGGAUCAUACUUUUACAAGGCAGCUUGGAAUUCAUUGAGACAUAAAUCAGGAACAAUGGACACUUUAAUAGCUUUAUCUACCUUUUUCGCUUACACAUUUUCAAUUUAUUCCAUUAUACACACAAUCAAGAUCAACUCUACAAACGAAAUGUCCUCGAUAUUACCAAAUGUUGUCUUCGAUACUUCAGUCAUGUUAAUUGCCUUCAUAUCUUUAGGGAAAUUUUUGGAGAACAAGGCAAAGGCACAAACAUCUUCAGCUUUAUCGAAAUUGAUAUCAUUGACCCCUUCAGAAUGUAUAAUCCUUAAAGAUAAAAACGAUUUCAAUUCACUACAUAUUGAAAUACCAACAACUCUAUUACAAAUAAAUGAUACUGUAGAAAUUAAACCAGGUAUGAAAAUACCAGCAGACGGUAUUUUAAUCAAAGGUGAAACAGAAGUUGAUGAAUCCUUAAUGACAGGAGAAUCCAUUUUGAUACAUAAGCAAAAGGGUAGUAAAAUAAUAGCAGGUUCAUUAAAUGGUCCUGGACAUUUUUAUUUCCAAACUACUAAUGUCGGUAAUGAUACUAAAUUAUCACAUAUCAUUCAAACAAUGAAAACAGCUCAAUUAAACCAAGCACCAAUUCAAAGAUAUGCUGAUUAUUUAGCAUCCAUUUUUGUUCCAACAAUCUUGUUGCUAGCUUUAUUGACUUUCCUCGUUUGGUCCAUAUUAGCCAACAAAUUAGAAAAUCCACCUCCAAUGUUUACAGAUAUGGCAAACAAGGGUAAAUUUUAUAUGUGUCUUCAAAUGGCUACUUCCGUUAUUGUGGUAGCAUGUCCAUGUGCCUUAGGAUUGGCAACACCUACAGCUAUAAUGGUAGGAACCGGUGUUGGCGCUCAAUAUGGUAUCUUAAUUAAAGGUGGUGAUGUCUUGGAAAAAUUUAAUAAGAUUGAAACCAUCGUAUUUGAUAAGACGGGAACUUUAACGACAGGGUUAAUGAAAGUUAACAAUUUUAUUAUAUUUAAUUCAGGUUAUCUUACAAAUGAAGCAAUACUUCAGUUAGUUGGAGCAGUAGAAUCAUUGAGUGAACAUCCAACUGCUAAAGCUAUCCUAAAUUAUUGUACUGAAUUCUCGAAUUUUGGUAAAGGUAAUAAUUUCGUUGAUAUAAUGAGUAAUGAAAUUAUCAUGGGUAAAGGUAUUAAAUGUCGUUGUAAAUUAGGUGAUGUUACUCAUGAAGUUAUUGUAGGUCAAAAAUCAAUAUUGCCUAAAUCUAUUUCAAUUGAAAAUGAAAAUACCGAUACUAAUGAUGGGUUCACGAUUUCGUUCGUAUCAAUUGAUGAUAUAUUAAUAGGUAAAUUUGAAAUAUCAGACACUGUUAAGACGGAUUCAUUUGAGACGGUACAAUUGUUAUCUAAUCUUGGUUAUAGUAUUUAUAUGGUUACUGGUGAUUCUCAUGGUGCAGCAAUGAAAAUUGCGGAAAGUGUUGGGAUUAAUUACCAAAACGUUUAUAGUGAAAUUACGCCUGAUGGGAAAUGUAAUAUAGUGGAACAAUUAAAACAAGAAAUUGGUGGUGAAAAAGUUGCAUUUGUAGGAGAUGGUAUAAAUGAUGCACCAGUCCUUGUUACCAGUACAUUAGGUAUUGCACUUUCUUCAGGGACUGAGAUUGCUAUGGAUGCUGCUGAUCUUGUUAUAUUGAACGAAGGCUACGGAGAAACUGAAGAACAAGAAGAACCACAUGAAAGAAAGGAAGAACCAACUUUGAAAAAAUUAAUAUAUGCUUUAGAUAUAUGCCAAAAGACAUAUUCGAGAAUUAAAUGGAAUUUAUUUUGGGCAUUAUGUUAUAAUAUAUUCAUGAUACCGAUAGCUAUGGGUAUCUUAGUUCCAUGGGGUAUAACUUUACAUCCAAUGAUAGCAGGUUUGGCAAUGGCUUUAAGUUCUGUGAGUGUUGUGUUAAAUUCAUUAAGAUUGAAAAAUUGGAAACCUCCCAUUGUAGAUCCAAUGAUUGGGUAUGAAGAAGAACCAAUUAUAAAUACUUCAUUUUGGUCAAAAAUUUUUCCUAGUUAUGCUAGAUUACGCACAAAUGAUGAUACUAACUACGACUUAGAACUCCAAGCAGCAAGAGUAAACACAUAUUCUUAA
Naumovozyma dairenensis CBS 421 is the source of this 3228-nucleotide messenger RNA. It is a transcript of the gene CCC2, whose product is annotated as Cu(2+)-transporting P-type ATPase CCC2. The coding region runs from base 1 to 3228 and encodes 1075 amino acids. Gene Ontology annotation, cellular component: membrane. The record is from RefSeq and is a predicted model, not a curated record. Gene Ontology annotation, biological process: monoatomic cation transport; copper ion homeostasis. Gene Ontology annotation, molecular function: copper ion binding; ATP hydrolysis activity; P-type divalent copper transporter activity. The transcript has a single exon. NCBI's taxonomy places the organism in Eukaryota, Fungi, Ascomycota, Saccharomycetes, Saccharomycetales, Saccharomycetaceae.